Oncorhynchus kisutch (coho salmon) is the source of this 3753-nucleotide messenger RNA. Its product is annotated as potassium voltage-gated channel subfamily A member 3-like. The transcript is spliced from 3 exons. The record is from RefSeq and is a predicted model, not a curated record. Gene Ontology annotation, molecular function: protein binding; delayed rectifier potassium channel activity. Gene Ontology annotation, biological process: protein homooligomerization; potassium ion transmembrane transport; action potential. The coding region runs from base 117 to 1667 and encodes 516 amino acids. Lineage: Eukaryota; Metazoa; Chordata; Actinopteri; Salmoniformes; Salmonidae. Gene Ontology annotation, cellular component: membrane; voltage-gated potassium channel complex.
ACGAGCGGAGAUGAUGAGAGGGGAGGGAAGUCGCGUCGCCUGAGCGUCGGCUUUGCGUCUAUGGGGGGUUUGGCUAGAGGAGGCGCGGCGCACUCUGCCCUCUCCAUACCACCUGUAUGGAUGACCACUUUAAACUAAUCGACUCACCCCGCUCGGUGAGACACAGAGGCAACAACGUUGAGAACCACUGUUACUUCGAGACGGAGAAGGGCGUCAUGACAGUCGAGAACAUGUUCGAGGAGUCAGCGGCGCUUUCGAGCCACCUGUCCGUGGAUCGAUAUGAGCGAGAGCGUGGACGCGAUUGCUGCGAGAGGGUGGUUAUCAACAUUUCAGGUUUACGCUUCGAAACUCAACUCAAAACUUUCAACCAGUUUCCGAAAACGUUGCUCGGGGACCCCAGAAAGAGAAUGCGUUACUUUGACCCACUGAGGAACGAGUACUUCUUCGACAGAAACCGACCCAGCUUUGAUGCCAUUCUCUAUUAUUACCAGUCAGGAGGGCGCAUACGGAGACCUGUUAACGUGCCUAUUGACAUCUUCUCUGAGGAGAUCAAUUUCUAUCAACUCGGGGAAGAGGCUAUGGAAAAAUUCAGAGAGGACGAAGGAUUCAUAAAAGAAGAGGAACGUAUUUUACCCAAUAAUGAAUUCCAAAAGCAGGUUUGGCUUUUGUUUGAAUACCCUGAAAGCUCUGGCCCAGCUAGGGGAAUAGCUAUAAUCUCAGUGCUUGUCAUUUUAAUAUCAAUUGUUAUAUUCUGUUUAGAGACCUUGCCUGAGUUUCGGGAUGACCGGGAACCUAUCCCGUUAGCACUUACAGUCAAUGGGACGGCCUCCUACCACGCAAAUCCAUUCACCGACCCUUUCUUUGUGAUAGAAACACUUUGCAUAAUCUGGUUCUCUUUUGAGUUGCUGGUCAGGUUCUUCGCGUGCCCCAGCAAAUCCACGUUCUCAAAAAAUAUAAUGAACAUAAUCGACAUUGUCGCCAUAUUUCCCUACUUCAUCACUUUGGGGACAGAACUGGCUGAGAAGCAGGGUAACGGUCAGCAAGCCAUGUCCCUAGCCAUUCUCAGAGUGAUAAGGCUCGUGAGAGUCUUUCGCAUCUUCAAGCUCUCCAGGCAUUCUAAGGGCCUACAGAUCUUAGGGCAGACGCUAAAGGCCAGCAUGAGGGAGCUUGGACUGCUGAUAUUUUUUCUUUUCAUUGGAGUUAUCCUUUUCUCCAGUGCUGUUUAUUUUGCCGAAGCCGAUGACCCAUCCUCCAGUUUCACAAGUAUCCCAGAUGCGUUCUGGUGGGCUGUGGUCACCAUGACUACUGUCGGAUACGGAGACAUGCACCCUGUGACAAUUGGUGGCAAAAUUGUUGGGUCAUUGUGUGCUAUUGCCGGAGUGUUGACUAUUGCUCUCCCUGUGCCAGUUAUUGUCUCCAACUUCAAUUACUUUUACCAUAGGGAGACUGAUGGAGAAGAGCACGCACAGUACUUGCACGUCAGCAGCUGCGAGCACCUACCCUCAGCCACAGAGGAGCUGAAAAGGACUCGUAGCACGUCAUCUCUGAGCAAGUCAGAAUAUAUGGUUAUAGAGGAGGGCAUCAACAGUGGGUAUAAACAGCCCAACUUCACCAAUGAGAAUAACCAAAACUGCGUGAACAUCAAAAAGAUAUUCACGGACGUGUAAAUGCUUUCAUUUUAUAUGAUGGAGAUAUAGAGUUACGACUACUAUUUUUUUCUAUGAUAGCUAAACUAAUCGUGAUGUGUCGGUACAUAUCUGUCAGGUGGAGUGUGCUAGUGUGCCACACAGGUUGCAAAACGUACUGUGAUCUUACAAUUCGUCCUUGAGUCCAAACAGGUGUUGAUGUUCGGUAGUUCGGUAGGUUGUAAGUGUUGCAUAUUUAUUCCCGAAUCGAAACAGUGUUGUCGUUGUGUUUUUUGAGAGGAAACGUUCGUUGGCUUAUCAGUGUUCAGUCUUGUCAUGAAUAGCAAUACAAUAUAAUCUACAAUGUCUGUAGGAUGUUGCUUACAUCGGAUGAUGACAAACAUAGGCUAUGCUUGAAUGGGCAAUUUAUGCGUAAUGGAAAUAUGGACAUACAAGUAUCAUAGCCUACGAGAGCAGGCUUUUAGCAUUACAGCCAAUACCAAAUAAAACAAGAAAAUGAAAGUACCAAGACUCGGGAAUGUCUUUGAUAAAAUAUCUCCAUGUAAUUUGAAUGUUUCAUUACCCAUUAAAUGGGCUAGAAUAAUUGAAUAGCCCACAAUUGAUAGUGAUAGUAAUUAUUGGUAAUUCAUGGAUCUGGCCAUAAUUCCAUCCAAAGACAUCGUCAGGACUACAUGGAAUUUAUUUUCCUACAAACAUGACUUCAAGACAAUUUCCAUCAUGGAGGAUAGUGUGAGCACAAUGAUGAAGACAUGGACACAUUGCAUAUAAUGGGCAUGGAUGGAAGAAAGAAGAACAGCAAAGUCCCGCCUCCUGGAUGCCACUGAACCUUGUGAUGCAGUCUCCAUGACGACUACAGUUUCCUGGGUAACCCCGUUAAUGUUACCAUGGUAUCACUCUGCGUUUUCACAGAAACCCUCCAGAUGGAUCAGCAGCCCGCCUUGAAAGAGAGAGCAGAGCCCUCCUCGGAUGGAUAUUUUCACUUGGCUAGAUCAGAUAACCUCAUCUCAACCUGGCAACAAGCAUCGCCCAACCAACACUGCUGCAGUAGAACACAUGCACCUGAAAGGCCUAGAGGAGAAUUACCCUGACACAUACCAAUGGACUCAAGCUCCAGCAGCUCAACGCAGCACCAACUGAAAUACAUCAAGAUAUAGAAGAUCUCUAUGGCUCCACCAUCUCCCACACAUACUGUACUGGCCUAGAGAGAGACCCCAGAGGCAAGGUGCCAUGGACACAGAGCCUUCAGCUAAGACCUCACCACACCUCCCAUGGACUGUCUAUCAGAGAAAAGAUUAUGUGUGGUACUCUGUGCUGAUCUCUCGUUCUCUCUCGGGCUCUUUCUAGUGUCUUAGAUCUGGAAUACAAUCCCAAGACAUACUGUGUAAGUGGCCCAUCAUAACUCCCCAGUCCCCAUCAGGCCUGUGGUUGGUCCAUGGCCGUCCCCAGUCCCCAUCAGGCCUGUGGUUGGUCCAUGGCCGUCCCCAGUCCCCAUCAGGCCUGUGGUUGGUCCAUAGCCGUCCCCAGUCCACAUCAGGCCUGUGGUUGGUCCAUAGCCGUCCCCAGUCCACAUCAGGCCUGUGGUUGGUCCAUAGCCAUCCCCAGUCCACAUCAGGCCCGUGGUUGGUCCAUGGCCAUCCCCAGUCCCCAUAAGGCCCGUGGUUGGUCCAUGGCCAUCCCCAGUCCCCAUCAGGCCUGUGGUUGGUCCAUGGCCAUCCCCAGUCCACAUCAGGCCCGUGGUUGGUCCAUGGCCAUCCCCAGUCCCCAUAAGGCCUGUGGUUGGUCCAUGGCCGUCCCCAGUCCCCAUCAGGCCUGUGGUUGGUCCAUGGCCGUCCCCAGUCCCCAUCAGGCCUGGGGUUGGUCCAUGGCCGUCCCCAGUCCCCAUCAGGCCUGCGGUUGGUCCAUGGCCGUCCCCAGUCCCAAUCAGGCCUGUGGGUGGUCCAUGGCCGUCCCCAGUGGAGUAGAGGACUGAAAUGUUUUUCAGCAUCACAAUGUAUUCAUGGUGUGUUGUCAUUUUCCAAGGACAAAUGUAAGCACAUAAAUGUGUCAUCAACACUGUAAGCUUUUGCCUGUUUAGUAAAAAUAUUGCAGUGUAACAAGUUAGGAUUGU